AUGAUACUUCUUAAAUGUUCGCCAUUAUUGAACACUGCUUCUCAUCGAUUAUUAUCAACAAUAAAAUUACCUACACUUUAUGAAACAUUAAAAGUUAUUGAAAUUUUGCCUGAUGUUUUUGUUCAGCCUGCCGAAACUCUAUUCGUUUAUCCUUAUCGUACAAGUGUAUUCGGUGGUCAAAUUAUUGGUUCGGCUAUUUAUGCUGCUCAACUAACAUUAACACGAAAUCAUCCAUUGCAUAGUCUUCAUUCGUAUUUUCUCUCAGCAGCUGAUAAUUCAUCGGCAAUAACAUACAAAGUUAAACGAUUACGUGAAGGCCAUUCAUUUCAAGCACGCAGUGUUACAGCUCUACAAGACGAUAAAAUUGUGUUUGAAUGUGAAAUGAGUUUUCAUAAGAAAGAAAAAGGAAACUUAGCACAUCAACCAAAGAAAAAUAGAAUUGUUGUUAAUUUUCCUAUUCUUGGUCUUGUUCCACCUGAAAAACUUCAUUCAACAAGAGAACGUUUCCGAAGUCUUCUUGAUGAUCCUCGACUACCAGCUGAAUUUCGACCAUUCGUUGAACUAGGUCUUGAUAUGCCUACACGUAUAGAUAUUAGACAUUGUCAUCCACGAGAUUUACUUACACCGGCACCAGAAUGGCCAGCACGACAACUUGUUUGGAUCAAAGCUGUUGAACCUCUACCCAAUGAUUCGCAUUUACAUCGUUCAGCUGUCGCUUAUUGUAGUGAUCGUGUAUUAUUAACCUCUGCUCUCCUUCCCUAUGCUGUUAACAUAUUUAGUCCACGCAUUAAAAUGCAAGUAUCGCUUGACCAUUCAAUGUGGUUUCAUGAUGAUUUCGGCUUUGAAACAGCAUCUGAAAUUGAUGAAGCAACACGUGACGACGAUUCAACACCAAUCGAACGAACGACUGGUAUUCCGCCUAUUCCACCUAAAAACCCGGUUCGUGCUGACGAUUGGUUACUCUAUGAAUUAGAAUGUCCGGUUGCAAUGAACAAUCGAGCAUUAACAUUUGGACGAAUAUGGACGAAAUGCGGACGACUAAUAGUAACAUGCGCACAGGAAGGUGCUAUUCGCUGUUAUUAA
This is a messenger RNA of Rotaria socialis, 1083 nucleotides long. Lineage: Eukaryota; Metazoa; Rotifera; Eurotatoria; Philodinida; Philodinidae. The record is from the annotation of a GenBank genome assembly.